Messenger RNA from Aureobasidium namibiae CBS 147.97, 1866 nucleotides. Its product is annotated as pheromone processing carboxypeptidase-like protein Kex1. Gene Ontology annotation, biological process: apoptotic process; proteolysis. NCBI's taxonomy places the organism in Eukaryota, Fungi, Ascomycota, Dothideomycetes, Dothideales, Saccotheciaceae. The record is from RefSeq and is a predicted model, not a curated record. Gene Ontology annotation, molecular function: serine-type carboxypeptidase activity. Gene Ontology annotation, cellular component: trans-Golgi network. The transcript has 3 exons. The coding region runs from base 1 to 1866 and encodes 621 amino acids.
AUGCACAUCUUCGCAAACUCUGCACACCGGACGAGUCGACCGACAUGGACCAGGACGCUGGCAUGUGGCCUACUGUACUGUUCCUCCUGGACGUCCGGCGCCGUCGCCGACAAGACGGCUGCCGACUAUUUUGUCUCGUCACUGCCUGGAGCUCCUGAGCCUUUGCUCAAGAUGCAUGCUGGUCAUGUCGAAAUCACACCUGAACAUCAUGGCAACCUCUUCUUCUGGCACUACCAGAACCGCCACAUCGCCAACAAGCAACGCACAGUACUAUGGCUCAACGGAGGCCCAGGAUGUAGUUCUAUGGAUGGUGCCAUGAUGGAGGUUGGCCCCUACAGAGUCAAGCCCGACGGCAAUCUGGCAUACAACAACGGCUCUUGGGCCGAGUUUGCGAACUUGCUCUUCGUCGAUCAACCCGUGGGAACUGGCUUCAGCUACGUCGAUACUGACAGCUACGUUCAUGAGCUGAGCGAUGCUUCCACCCAGAUGGUGCAGUUUUUGGAGAAGUUCUACACCAUCUUUCCCGAAUACGCCAACGACGACCUCUACAUCGCGGGUGAAUCAUACGCCGGCCAGUACAUUCCUUACCUAGCCGAAGCCAUCCUCAAGCGCAACGCCGAACAGAAGAGCAAGAAGUGGAACCUCGCCGGCCUCCUCAUUGGCAACGGUUGGAUCUCGACAGUCGACCAAUCUCUCUCAUACCUUCCCUACGCAAAGAAAAAUGGCUUGAUCAAGGACGGCUCCGACAAUUCCAAGAGGGUCGAGGCCCAGAACGCAAAAUGUAUACAAGACCUCGACAAGGGUGGAAAGGAUCACGUCGAUGUGCCAUCGUGCGAAAACGUCCUGCAAGAGAUUCUGAGAGUCAGCAACGAAGAGCACGGCAAAUGCGUCAACAUGUACGACGUGCGUCUGGAUGAUGCAUACCCCAGUUGCGGCAUGAACUGGCCCCCGGACCUCACUUCAGUCAAGCCUUAUCUUCGCCGCCAGGACGUCACUGCUGCUUUGCACAUCAACGCUGGCAAGACCAGUGGCUGGACCGAGUGUAACGGGCAGGUCGGCUCGGCCUUCAGGGCUCGCGAGGCGAAACCUUCUUAUGAGAUCCUGCCCGCUCUGCUUGAACAAGUCCCAAUCUUGCUCUUCUCGGGCGACAAAGAUCUCAUUUGUAACCACAUAGGCACUGAGGAGCUCAUCAACAGAAUGCAGUGGAAUGGCGGCAAGGGUUUCGAAACAGCACCCGGUGUUUGGGCACCUCGCCGUGACUGGACUUUCGAAAACGAGCCUGCCGGCAUCUGGCAAGAGGCUCGCAACCUUACAUACGUCCUCUUCUACAACGCCUCGCACAUGGUUCCAUUCGACUACCCUCGCCGCAGUAGAGAUAUGCUGGACCGUUUUAUGAAGGUGGACAUUGAUAGUGUAGGAGGCACACCCACCGACAGUCGAAUUGACGGCGAGAAGGGUCCUCUAACCAGUGUUGGAGGUCAUCCCAACAGCACCGCAGCCGAGGAAGCCGAGAAGGAGGCUUUGCAGCAAGCAAUCUGGAAGGCAUACUACAAAUCUGGUGAGGUUGCACUAGUCGUUGUUGUCGUUGCCGUGGCAGCUUGGGGAUACUUCAUCUGGCGACAAAGGAGAAGUGCAGCCGGCUACCGCGGACUCUCGCUCAACCCUGACAUGGAUGGUAUGGGUCUCAACUCUGAGAACAGAAGGAAACAAGCAAGAAGAGAUCUGGAAGCUGCUGAUUUCGACGAGGCAGAGUUGGAUGAGUUGACUAGUCCUCACAAUCAUGAGAGAGAACGAUUUGAUGUGGGAGAGGACAGCGACGAUGACGACCAUGGCAAGCCAUCUUCCCAUCCUCAGCGUGGUAGAUAG